Sclerotinia sclerotiorum 1980 UF-70 is the source of this 222-nucleotide messenger RNA. RefSeq lists its product with no specific name. The coding region runs from base 1 to 222 and encodes 73 amino acids. The record is from RefSeq and is a predicted model, not a curated record. NCBI's taxonomy places the organism in Eukaryota, Fungi, Ascomycota, Leotiomycetes, Helotiales, Sclerotiniaceae. The transcript has a single exon.
AUGUCAAUGAGUGAAGGACCGGGUAUUAUGGGUGCCCUCUACGAAUUCCAACAUUUUCACAGUGAGGGGCAAAAUGUUCCACUGGAUAAAUCGACUGUGGAAAUGGGCUGGAUGGGAGAAAAGCACAUCAAUCCAUACAUGGCAGAUAAUAAAGCGCUUGGCAGAUUGGACUUCGAGAAAAUACAAACCAAAGCAGCUUUCCAUCUGUGGCCAGACAUUUAG